Molecule: messenger RNA, 2319 nt
Organism: Pseudozyma flocculosa PF-1
Lineage: Eukaryota; Fungi; Basidiomycota; Ustilaginomycetes; Ustilaginales; Ustilaginaceae
Exons: 1
Coding region: 1-2319 (772 amino acids)
Biological process (GO): heme biosynthetic process
Cellular component (GO): cytoplasm
Molecular function (GO): hydroxymethylbilane synthase activity
Source: RefSeq, a predicted model, not a curated record
AUGGACUCGCAGACGCACCAAACAGCGCAGCAGGCGGAUCGCCAUCAGCUCGCAUCAACUGGCGACCAGAACGGCGAGCGGCCAAGCUGGUCGGACGAGUCGGCGUGCCCCGUACCCCAUGCCAAGUCACAGCCUCUGCCACCGGGUCACCCGCCGGUGGCGGAAGCGCCGCCCUCGACCCUCUUCCCGCCGACGGGACCGCGCUGCGUCUUCUUCCGCUCUCCCGAGGACCUGGCCCAGACGCCGCCCCUCUCCCGCUCCUCUUCCUUCCUCUCGUCGCCCACGGCCAGCCUGCCUUCGCUCCACGAGUUCGCCGUCACCCACAGCGCCACCGCUUCCGAGUUUGAUCGCGCGCAGAAGCUCGACCAGGCUCGCAAGGAGGCCAACAUCAACCCCCUCCCCAUGGACAAGGAUGGUCAGAUCGGCCUCGACCCCAGCACUACCCUCGUCCUUGCCAGCCGCAACAGCCAGCUCGCGCUUGUCCAGAGCAGCCACGUGAGCGCGAUGCUCGAGGCACGCUAUGGCCGGUCCUCUCCCGUUUUUGCCGGCAAGGGCCAAGAGGUGGAAGCCCUCCUCGGCCAGAACGGCAUCGCCUCGAGCUCAAAGCUCACCGUCGAGCACACCGAGCGCGACGCCAGCGACGCACAGAAGCUCCUCGAGUCCUUCCAGACGUCGCCGCCCACUCCGCUGCGGCCAUUCACCUUUCCCAUUACUUCGAUGUCGACUGCCGGCGACCAGAACCUCCGGUCGCCGCUCUACGUCAUCGGCGGCGAGGGCAAGGCCAUCUGGACAAAGGAGCUCGAGGUCGCGCUCGAGCAGGGCGGUGUCGAUGCCAUCGUCCACUGCCUCAAGGACGUCCCCACCACCCUGCCCCCUGGCCUCGAGAUCGCUGCCAUCCUCGAGAGGGAAGACCCGCGCGAUGCGCUCGUCAUCAAGCAGGGCCUGCCCUACCGCACCCUCGACGAGCUGCCUUCCGGCUCCGUCAUUGGCACCUCUUCCAUCCGAAGGGUGGCCCAGCUCCGCCGACGAUACCCGCACCUCGUCUUCAGCGACGUACGAGGCAACCUCAAUACCCGAUUGGCCAAGCUGGACGCACCCAACGGACCUUAUACGGCCCUCGUGCUGGCCGCUGCCGGCCUGGUGCGGCUGAGCCUGCACCACCGGAUCACGGCCUUCUUGUCUUCGCCCGUCCUGCUCUACUCGGUCGGCCAGGGCUCGUUGGCGAUCGAGGUGCGCACGCCCCCAGAGGGAGCCGACCCCGCGACCAACCGCGACGCCAAGGUUCGGGACCUGAUCCGUUCGAUCGGCGACUGGCGGGCGACGUUCCGGGCCGAGGCGGAACGCUCGCUGCUCCGCGAGCUCGAGGGCGGCUGUUCCAUCCCCGUCGGCGUGGAAUCGAGGUUCGAGGACCACGCCGAGGUCGAGGGACUAAGGAACGAGGCCAUCAGCCUCGUCGAUGAUGCCGUCCUCGGCGAGGAUGGCGCGCAGGCCAAGGCGGAGCUGCCGAACGGCGGUCUCCCGCUGUGCAAGGACGGACACACUAUCCCUGUCAACCAGCUGGUCGGGCUAGAGACGAGCGGUAAGGGUUCGGCGCCGGCGCCUGCCGUCCCGGCGCCUCCGCCACUGCACCGGCUGGACACGGCGGCGGAGCAGGAGCGCCUGGCCGCCGAGCGUCGCGAGCGGGAGGCCGGCGGGAGUGGCAGCGCGGCUGCAGCGAGCAAGGAGUCGACGCUGGCCGAGAAGAUUGCAGCGAGGACGAUGAACAUCGCCAACCGCUCCGUGUCGCCGCCCGAGGGACGGACGCUGUUCCUCGACACGAUUGUCGUGUCGCUCGACGGCAGCCGGUGCGCGCGCUACUCUACCUCUGCGCUGUGCAAGACGGUCGAGGACGCGCGCCAGCUCGGCAUCCGCGUCGCCCACGAGCUCGCCGAGAAGCGCGGCGCGCGGUCCAUCCUCGAGGAGGUGGAGCGGCAUCGCAAGAUGGCCGAGGAGGCGGACCAGAAGCGGCGCGACGAGGCGCGCAAGCGCAAGGCGCAGGGCCUGCCCGGUGGAGAGCCGCGCCUCGCCGCCGCCGCCGGCGCCGGCAGCGUGGGCGUGGCGGGUGCCGCAGAGUGCGGCGACCUCAAUGCGCUGCGAAAGGGCGGCCGCGACAGCUGGAUGCGCGGCCAGUCCGAGAUCAACUUUGCCGCAGAGGUCGAGGGCGUCCGGCAAAAGGCGGCCGGCGUCGCUGUCGAUGCCCAGGACGGGUUCGAUGCCCAGGAAAUCGACCGGCGCUUUGUGCCGCGCGAGGAUGGCCAGCCAAAGGCGUGGGAGGUCUGA